Helianthus annuus (common sunflower) is the source of this 1113-nucleotide messenger RNA. RefSeq lists its product as uncharacterized. The coding region runs from base 1 to 1113 and encodes 370 amino acids. The transcript has a single exon. NCBI's taxonomy places the organism in Eukaryota, Viridiplantae, Streptophyta, Magnoliopsida, Asterales, Asteraceae. The record is from RefSeq and is a predicted model, not a curated record.
AUGAACUCCAACACAUACCACCCCGGGUUACGAAAUCAUCCUAAUUUCCGUUAUGGGAAUGCGGCGAACCAAGCUAACCCAAACUUUCAAGGAGCUCAAGGUAACUUCGCACCUCGUCAACAAUACAAUCAAGGCAAUUAUCGGGGUGGAAACAACUAUGGUUAUCAAGGGCAAUUUCAACAAACGAGUCAAGAUGGUUCGGGUCAAAGCUCAUCAAGCGGGAAUGAAGUCAUGGAUAUUCUUCAGGCUAUGCAACAAGAUAUGCAAAAGCGGAAUCAACUCGAUGAAGUCCGAUUGCAAAAGGAUGAGGUUCGUGACAAGAGCAUUCAAUCACUAACGACCCAAAUGGGUCAAUUGGCUACCGACAUGGCGGCGUUGAAGAAAAACAAAGGUCAACUUCCUAGCGACACCAAGGUAAAUCCUUCUCAUGGUUCGUCACGAGGUAAUAAUGUUAAUAUUAGUCAUGUUAGUGUAUUAAGAAGUGGCAAGGAGUUUAAAGCCAAUUUGUCACCGGAAUUGGUUGAGGGGGUAGUUAAGGAUGUUACGGGUAAUGAGAGUGAUGAUGAAGUUUCACUGGUUAAACCUAAAGAAUCAAAUGUUAACAAACCGGGGUUGGGUGAAAAUGAAAAGAGUGAAAAAGUUGAGGGUGAACCGAGUCAAGUCGCGUUUCCAUCGGCUUUACUUGACACGGGUAAGAAAAAAUUUAUUGCAUCAAGAGGUCCCCAAAAAGAAGAAUUGUGGGACAUGUUUAAACAGGUAAAAAUCAAUCUUCCACUACUUGACGCAAUAAAACAAGUACCCGCUUAUGCUAAAUUUCUAAAGGAAUUAUGUACACAAAAAAGGCAACAAAAGAAAAAAAUGCCUAAGCGGGUAGACUUGAUCGGGCAAGUAAGUGCGGUUUUGAACGGGGAGCUUCCCCCUAAGCUCAAAGAUCCGGGUACGCCAUUGAUAAAUAUACAAGUUGGUAAUUUUCAAGUGGCAAAGGCGUUACUUGAUCUUGGAGCCGGGGUAAGCAUUUUACCGGGGGGCUUAUAUGACCAAUACGACUUUGGUCCGCUAGCAAGAGUAGAGACAACGGUUGUUUUAGCCGAUUUGUCUCAUAAGCUACCCUGA